AUGGACUUGCAGCUGCACCGCGUCACCAGGCUGGUGCGAGACUACCAUGCUACUCUCCCGUGGAAAGCCAUCCACAUCGCCGGCACAAAUGGCAAGGGAACUACCGCUGCUUACCUGUCAGCCUUCCUCCACGGCAAGGGCGUCAAGGUUGGGCGCUUCAACUCGCCCCAUCUAAAGUAUCGACAUGACUGUAUCGUACUCAACGAGCAGACCGUGGACAAGGAUCUCUUUCUCGAGGUCGAGAGGCUGGUAAAGCUUCGUGACUCUGAAGCUAAGCUUGACUCAACUUCAUUCGAGCUCUUGACCGCGACUGCAUUUGAGAUUUUCUCCCAGCAGAAGGUUGAUGUCGCUGUGGUUGAAUGUGGAAUGGGUGGGCGACUCGACGCGACCAACAUCCUGCUACCGGAAGAGGUGCUGUGCUGUGCCAUCACCGGCAUCUCAUUAGAUCACCAAGACAUGCUGGGAGAUACGCUCGAGAAGAUCGCGGCAGAGAAGGCUGGUAUCAUCAAGACCGGCGUGCCCGUGGUAAUCAACAGCCACAACCAAAAGUCUGUCUUAUCCGUACUGAAGGCUCGGGCGGCCGCCUGUGGCUCUCCACUGUCUGAGAGCACAGCAUCCGAUGAGGAGCCCCUGUCGCGUUUAUCGAGAUCCGAGCUCGCUGUUGGCGCAAGCUCACAAGAGAACCUGGCAAUUGCAACGAGAGUUUUCGAGAAGCUCUCCCAGCCAGGCAGAUUUGAUGUCUCACCCUUGACCAAGGCGGAUGUUGUCAGCGCGGUGGCGCAGGUGAAGCAGACAUGGAAGGGCCGUCUCCAAUGGGAGGAUCUCGCCCGUCUUGCCACCUCCCAGAGCACCGCAGAAAGACAUUGCUUACUCGACGGUGCCCACAAUAAGGAAGGCGCUUCCCGACUACGGGCAUACGUCGAUCAGGUAAUUGCAGCCACUCCUCGCCCCGUUGUCUGGAUUGUCGCCAUGAGCUCUGGCAAAGAUGCGGAUGAAGUCUUGUCACAGUUGAUCAGAAAUGGUGACGGAGUUGUCGCUUGUGAGUUUGGCGAUGUAGAUGGCAUGCCCUGGGUUAAGCCGCACUCUGCCAAAGAUCUCAUAGCGAUCGCCGCAACGAAGACCUCGGGCACAACGUUGACAGCUCCUAACCCAGUCUCCGCCGUGCGAGCCGCUUUCACGCACGGCCCUGAAGAUGCCUUGGUCGUCAUUGGAGGUAGCCUGUACCUGGUCGGCCAAGUACUGAGGGAUCUUGACAAGCAUGCAUGA
Cyphellophora europaea CBS 101466 is the source of this 1266-nucleotide messenger RNA. RefSeq lists its product as uncharacterized. The transcript has a single exon. Gene Ontology annotation, biological process: folic acid-containing compound biosynthetic process. Gene Ontology annotation, molecular function: dihydrofolate synthase activity; tetrahydrofolylpolyglutamate synthase activity; ATP binding. Gene Ontology annotation, cellular component: mitochondrion; cytoplasm; cytosol. The record is from RefSeq and is a predicted model, not a curated record. Bases 1 to 1266 code for a protein of 421 amino acids. NCBI's taxonomy places the organism in Eukaryota, Fungi, Ascomycota, Eurotiomycetes, Chaetothyriales, Cyphellophoraceae.